Messenger RNA from Penicillium subrubescens, 1545 nucleotides. RefSeq names its product putative MFS transporter. The record is from RefSeq and is a predicted model, not a curated record. Gene Ontology annotation, molecular function: transmembrane transporter activity. Lineage: Eukaryota; Fungi; Ascomycota; Eurotiomycetes; Eurotiales; Aspergillaceae. Gene Ontology annotation, biological process: transmembrane transport. The transcript has 4 exons. Gene Ontology annotation, cellular component: membrane. The coding region runs from base 1 to 1545 and encodes 514 amino acids.
AUGGCGAUUCCUGUGGCCGACCCUGAGGCUGCCAGGGAUGAAAAGGCUAUCUCUGAUCAUAAGGAAGACCUCAUGACCGAAGUAGCUCGCGAUGCCGCAGAGCGUGGCCAUCUGGCGACCGAUCAAUAUGGACAUCCCAUUGUCGAGUUUGACAAAGCCGCCGAAUCCCGGCUGCGAUUGAAGAUUGAUCUGUAUAUUGUUCCUACGGUGGCUUUGAUGUAUCUUUUCUGUUUCAUUGAUCGGGCGAAUAUCGGCAAUGCCAAGCUGGCCGGUUUCACCAAGGAUCUCGGAUUGAAGGGUUACGAUUACAAUGCAGUACUGUCUAUUUUCUUCGUCGCAUAUAUCAUUUUCGAAAUUCCCAGCAAUCUCGCAUGUAAGUGGAUUGGACCAGGAUGGUUCCUUCCUGCUGUUACGCUAGGAUUCGGUAUCUGUUCGGUUGCGACAGCUUUCGUCCAUGACAUCCACGGUGCCUCUGGUGUCCGUUUCUUGCUCGGCAUGUUCGAGGCUGGUCUGUUGCCCGGUAUCGCCUACUAUCUGUCUCGAUGGUACCGCCGCAGUGAGCUGGCUUUCCGUCUCUCCCUGUACAUUGUCAUGGCCCCUCUCGCCGGAGCUUUUGGUGGCCUUCUCGCUUCCGGUAUCCUCACCCUGGAUCACUUCGGCGGUCUCCGCAGCUGGCGCAUGCUCUUUGCCAUCGAAGGCAUCAUCACCAUCGGAGUGGCUGUUCUCGCAUUCUUCACGAUGACCGAUCGUCCGGAAACUGCCCGCUGGCUCUCACAGGAAGAGAAGGAUCUGGCCAUUGCCCGUGUCAAGUCGGAGCGUAUCGGAACUACCGAGGUUCUCGACAAGAUGGACCUGACCAAGACUCUGCGAGGCAUCUUCAGCCCCAUCACUCUGGUCACCGCGUUUGUCUUCCUGCUGAACAACAUCACCGUCCAGGGAUUGGGAUUCUUUGCCCCGACCAUUGUCCAGACUAUCUACCCGCACGCGACCGUGGUGUCUCAGCAGCUCCACACUGUUCCUCCCUAUGUCGUGGGCGCGUUCUUCACUGUUCUGUUCCCCUUCCUCAGCUGGCGAUUUGAUCAGCGCUUGAUCUUCUUCGUUAUCAGCCCGCCCCUGAUGAUGACUGGGUACAUCAUGUUCUUGGCCAGUGAGAACCCCAUGGUCCGGUACGGAGCUACCUUCAUCAUUGCUAGUGGAGCCUUCGCCUUUGGUGCCCUCUGCACCGCCCACGCUUCUGCGAACGUGGUCUCUGACACGGCUCGCUCCUCGGCGAUCGGAACUGUUGUCAUGUUCGGCAACAUCGGUGGAUUGAUCUCCACCUGGUCUUUCCUGCCCUCUGAUGCGCCCAACUACCACAUUGGCAAUGGCCUGAAUCUGGCAACUUCCUCCAUGACUCUUGUGCUUGGCGCGAGCUUGUGGAUGUGGAUUUUGUGGGACAACCGGAGACGUAGCAAGGUUGAUGUCAAUGCUGUAUUGGCGGGUCUUUCGCAGAAGCAGAUUCAGGAUAUGGAUUGGCGCAACCCUGCUUUCCGCUGGCGCCCGUGA